AAUCAACUGUAGCUGUAUAAACACGCGGAUAGAUGAUAGAAAUUACAACAAUGGGAGCUCUCAUUGUUACGGCGGUGGGUAUUGUACUUGCAACUAUAUUACUAGUAAUAACAGCUACCAAGGUGUUUUCACGCAGUCACUCAAAAGCUAGUACUAUUAUUCCAGACAAAUCAUCAUCAAUAAUAACAACAUCAUCUUCAUCUUCUCGGUCGUGGAAAUAUGAUGUGUUUCUUAGUUUUAGAGGUGAAGAUACACGCAAGACUUUUGUAGACCAUCUCUACUUUGCUCUCGAACAACAUGGCAUCCUUACAUACAAGGAUGAUGUGACACUUGAUCGGGGUGACACCAUCGGUCCAUCACUCUUGAAGGCGAUUGAAGAAUCGGAGAUUGCUCUCGUUAUAUUUUCUGAACAUUUUGCUGAUUCUUCUUGGUGUUUGGAUGAGCUUUCAUGUAUUAUGAAAUGCCACCAAGAAAAAAGAGGCCAAAUUGUUAUGCCUAUAUUUUAUAAUGUGGAUCCCUCUGAUGUGAGUGACCAGAUAAGUCAAUUUGGUAAAGCAUUUGCCAAACACAAAAACAACAACAACAAAGUUGUAUCAUGGAAAAAAGCACUCGUUGAUGCAAGUAACAUGGCUGGUUGGGAACCCAAGCACGUUGCCAAUGGGUAAUUUUUUAAUUUCUUCAUAUAUAUAUAACGGUCGGCUGUUAACCGAUUGGUCGUAGUUUCGAAUCCUCUUUUGGGGGUUUACAAGUCUUCAUAGAUUCAGAUGGCAUCGUCACACCCAUAUUUCGACCGGAAGAAUCUAACAGAGACAAAGUGAGUGUAAGGUUGUCACACACCCAACUUGGGUGAAAAUCCCAUCACAUACAAGUUUUCAAAUAUUUUUUGUAUAACUAAUAGAUUAUUGGGCCUCAUAAUUUUUAUGAAAUAAAUAAUUUAGAUGUGA
Erigeron canadensis is the source of this 944-nucleotide messenger RNA. Its product is annotated as disease resistance protein RUN1-like. Gene Ontology annotation, biological process: signal transduction. The coding region runs from base 33 to 665 and encodes 210 amino acids. NCBI's taxonomy places the organism in Eukaryota, Viridiplantae, Streptophyta, Magnoliopsida, Asterales, Asteraceae. The transcript has a single exon. The record is from RefSeq and is a predicted model, not a curated record.